CGCCAGGGAGCUGUCAGGGAGGACGUGAGAGGGGUGCUGAGGCGGGAUCCCUCUCCUGAGGGAACAGGUGCCGGCAUCGCGUCGGGGUGGUCCGAAGCCACCCAGCAUGACUAGUCCUGGCACGAAGGGGUCGUGGCUCUCGCAGCCGGCGGUGAAGAGCGUGCUGGUGUAUCGCAACGGGGACCCGUUCUUCCCGGGGCGCCGUAUUGUCGUCAAUGAGAAGAAAGUGUCCAACUUCGAGGUGUUCCUGAAAGAGGUGACAGGCAGGGUGAAGGCACCCUUUGGAGCUGUGCGUAACAUCUAUACCCCCCGGGGUGGGCAUCGUGUCCGGCAGCUGGAGGAGCUUCAGAGUGGAGAGCAGUAUGUGGCUGGUGGCAGGGAAGCCUUCAAGAAACUCAACUAUUUGGACAUUGGAGAAACAAAGAAAAAACCCGCUGAAGUCAAUAAUGAGUCUACAGUGGAAGAUGUCAAGCCGGUUACUCACAGUAGAAUCACCGUGUCAGCACGGUUUCGAAAACCACUCCUGGAGCCCUACACUAUUUUCCUGAUUGCUAAUGGAGACCUUAUUAGCCCCAUAGUGCGCCUUCUUAUUCCCAGGAAAACACUGAAUCACUGGGAUCAUAUUCUUGAAAUGGUCACAGGAAAAGUUACCCUCAGAAGUGGAGCUGUUCACAGACUUUAUACUUUAGAUGGAAAACUUGUUCAGAGUGGGUCUGACUUGGAGAAUGGGCAAAUUUAUGUUGCAGUGGGUAGAGAAAAGUUUAAAAAGUUGCCGUAUGGUGAUCUGUUGUUUAGCAAAUCUACAGUGAGGCGGCCACAGGGUUCCAAAGCCUCUGUACUACCUCCCAUUGUGGGCUCUCGAAAGUCUAAGGGCAGUGGAAAUGAUCGGCAAUCUAAAUCUACUGUUGGAUCCAGUGACACAGGAGAAAACAGUUCCUCACCUCAGCUUCUGAAAAGGAAAGACAAAAAAAGCCAGAAUCCAGAGGAUUCUGUGUCUAGACGGCACUUUUCUAACAACUCUACAAAAAUAAAACAGACAAUAAGAGUAACAGCUUCCACAGCAGUCCUUCAAGAUAAUGGUCAAGAUAUUUGCAAAGCCACAGAAGAGGGGUCUGAAAUGUGGGGGGCAGCUGAAGUGCAGGAAGAUGAAGAUACUCGUGUAGAAGUUCCGCUGGACCAGAGGCCAGCAGAAACUGUAGACGAAGAAGAAAAUGCAGAAGAGGAAAAUGACAGGGGGGAGGAGGCAUAUAAAGGAGAGGAAGAAUAUCCAGAAGUGAAUGGAGAUGAAAGUGGGGAAACUGUUAAAGAAAGAAAUGAACUGUUAAAAAAAGAAGUGGAAGAAAACAAGAAGAAAUUAUAUGAAACAGAAGAAACAGAGAAUAUUAACCAAGCAGAGGAAGAGGAACCUAUCCAUUUAAAUGACAAGAAAAAUGUAGAAAAUGGUGAGGGAGUGGAACACUUGAACUACCAAGGUGAUCUUCAUCCUGAAGAAGAAAAAAAAGAAGAGGAUUCUGACAGUCAGAACCAGGUUGAUUCUCAUCUUGAAAAAACAUCCACAAAUCCAAGGGUGACAAUCACCAGCCCACAAGAAAGUGAAAAAAAUGACCAGAGCAAUGACUAUGCUGCAGUUGCAUAGAUAGAAAAAAUACAAUGAGCAGAAAAUGAAAGAUUAUAAUACUUUAAACAUGUUAUAUUUUGUGAUUGAUAACUUAUAAUGGGAAGAUAGGCUGAGUACCCACAUAUUGAGUCUUGAAGUGAUAAUGCUGUGUGGACUGAUAUAGAAAACAAACAUUAACAGUUACUAGAAGAACACAGAAUUAUUUUUACAAGGUGAGAUUUUCCGAUAGAAUUUGAGGGGGUAAAUACAAGAGUACUGUAUAGAAAUAUUAGAAAUAAAUUAACUAUCCUGUUGUAUAAGAUGGUUAGCAGUAAUAGAAUGACACUGUUCCAGAAAAAGGAAAAAAAAAACCAAAAACAAAAAACCUCACACCAAAUUUAAUGUCAAAGCUUCAUUACGGAUUUAUUCAGAAAAGAGGAACAACUUUUGACUUUUAAUGAGAACAUAUGUAUCUUUUCCUUUAAAAUUCCACAUGAUAUAUAUGAUUUCCAGACAUAACAUUAAGAUAUAAUGAGAAUACGUUCCUCACUUAAUGGACUUAUGCCCACAAAAACUGGUGUACUAUAAUGAAUUGUCAGUCCUAAUGUUACUAAAUAGUGGAUUAAUUAGAACUGUUAGUUUUAAAAUUUGCAGAUAGCAUUAUUUAGCACUAUGAAUAUACAUAGACAGCCUACAAUACUGCAGCUUGUUCCCGUUUACAGCAAGAUGUUUUGCUGAUUGUCCACUCCGAUUCACUAAGAGUGAAAUGUUACCAUAGGGGAAAAAAAAAAAAAGGAAGAGUAUGUAGCAGAUUGGUUGCAAAAGUUGAGCUUGGGUGGAUUUGUAAUUCAGUCCAUGUGAAAUUUAAUUUAUUAAUAAAAAAACAAUAGGCCUGGAUUCAGACUGAAAUUGCUAUGAAAUCAUUGCUGCCAGUGGAGCCAUUUUAAUAUGAAACAAGUUAGGAUGAGCCCACCAGUCUUCUGUAAAAGCAAAAAUUGCUGCAUUUAUGAGUCCUUUACAUAGCCUUAAUGGUUGGAAGUGUGUCAUCAUCUUUUUGAGCAAGCUGGCUCCUGAUAGGCUGUGGCUUAAUUUGCCUUAGUAAAUAAGGCAUUGAUCCAUGGUAUUGGUUCUCUUAAUGACACCAAUUCCAUUGCUCUUAUCGUUUCUCUGUUAGUAAUGGGAAUAAUUUGUAGUUCAUAGAAAUACAGUCCUGAGAAUAUUUUCAUCAAUUAUACAAAAGAAAUAGCGAGGUUCCCUAUUGUUAGUGCUAGUAAAUUAUUACUAAGAGAAACUAAAUGUCAUUUUUGUUGAUUUCAUGCCAUUAAGACAAAAAUUACAUUUAUGAACAAAUUGAACUUGAAGCACUGUUUGAGGAAUGUGAAGAACCACUUGUCAUGACUGAAACUCAUACAAACAUCUACACUUUUACUACUAACUAUUAAAUAUAUUUUUCCAAUGGACUAGAAAUACGUAUUCUUCAGCAUAUUUCUGAGUUACUUACAUUGGCAAUGUAAGGAUAAAAACUGUAAUGUUAAAAACCAUAUGAACAGGGUUAGAACAUUUUGCUCUGUGGCAUCUCUGAAUUGUCUAUGAUUCAUGUGUCCUUUGCUGAACUGUCUGACAAAGAUCUAAGGAAAUACUAUAUUUGUGAUCAGUUCAAAAUAAGCUCCUAAUGUAGCCAAGCUCUUAAACAAGUAUGUAUGCUUCUUCUAUUUGAUAUGGCAAAUAAGACCAUGCUCAAAUAUUUUGAUUUCACUGGGAUUUAAGAAGACAUUUGAAGUUAAGCAGAAGUAAAAAUUUUCCAAUCCUCCCCCACCCCCCCCAAAAAAAAACCAAAAAAACCCACAAAACCAAAACAAUAAACCCAGAAUGAAUAAAAUAACUAUACGUGCUAGUGAGGAAAAUUGGCACACAGAAAUCCUUUAGGUAACUUUAUAGUUAAUCCUGCACUGGAAUAAUACAUGCAGUAGCAUUAAAAGCCCUCAAACAAUACUUAACCAGUCAGAGAAGGCAUCUCUGUCUACUCAGGGAAUUUACAGGCUGAACCUGCUGUGCAAAGCUGACCAAGGAAAAUGGCUAAUGCUGCAUCUUUUCUUAAGAGCUGAAUAGCUCAUAUGCUUACCAGUAAGCAUGGCCUUAAAUGUGUUGCUGAAUCGAGACAAAUGACAGUAAUCUUGAAUUGACAUUACAAUGAAUGGGCUCAUUGCUAGAAGUUAAUGGUGUACCAAAUAGAGGACUCUACUUGCAGAUUAAGACUUGAACAACCUCUGAGAUGUUCUUGGUCUUCAAAAGUUUAAACUUAAAUUGACACCCCAAAAAAUCUGAUGGAGAUAAUUUGGAGAACAUUUGCCUCAAAAUGUUGUGCCUAGAAACCAUAUUUAGAAGAAACUGAGGGAUUUGUAUGGUGAUACCUUUCUUCCUUUGGUUUCUAUUUAUAGCUUCUGUCUGCCAACAGUUUCUGUAAUUUCCUCCCUUUACCCCAAAAUGUUCAGUGCCUUCCAUGCUUAAAAGACUUACAGAUGUCAAUAAUCAUAAUUUAAAAUCUUAAACUAAAUUCCAGGGAAAUAUAAUGUGAUCAUUUUCUUUCAUGGGAGCAUGAAAUCCCUAUAAGUGUUAUUCAGCCUUUAAAAUGUUUUCUUAUAAGAAAGACGGGAUAUUUCUUCAGAAGAGCAAAUCAGACUUUUUGGAAAUGGAGAUGUAAUCAUUUUAUCAUUCACCUUACAGCACUGACAACAUGAAUUUUGUAUCGGGUUCUUUUAUAUAGAGAAAUCAGUUUAUGCGUAACAAAUAGUUCUGAUGUUAACGUAGAAAUUAAACAAGAAGCAUACAGGUGGUCUUGCUAAUACUUUUUCCAUCUGGAUUUGUUGUGUGUGGUGGCUUAACCCAGUUUUACAUAAGAAAUACAUUAUUUUGGUAAACUUAUUUAAUGUUAUCAUAUUAAGCUUAUAUGCAACAGUUUUGAGGGGGUUUUAAAGACUUGUUUUCUUGGUUUUAUUUUUAAAAAUAAUUUGAUAUUAAAGAGAAUUAGCAUACAUAUAUUCCUGUGUUUUGUCUCACAUGAAGGCCUGUUUGAUGUUAAGUCUAUCUUUGUGUGACUGGCUUUAUCAAACUGGUGAUUUUACAGCUGAUAGGAUUCUCUCAUAACUAGAAAUUAAAAAAAAAAUCAGAUUUGGUAGUUCCAUUAUUAUAGCUGUGAAAGAAAAUUUGCUGACAAUUUAGCUGUUACAUAGUUAUAAAUCUAAGAAUAACAGCAAAGUUAAACUGGCCAUGUGUUUUUAAUGUCAUCGUUCAGGUUAGGACUGUAUUAUCAGUAUGUAUAUACUGUUCACCUGAUAUUCAGAAUAACAUGAGUUUUAUCUGUUCACUGGCAAUACUUGAGAAAGUUACCAAACUUUUAGAUGUCUCCUUGCUGAAAUUCCUAAUUUCAGUGAAAUAUUAAAGCAUAUGCUUAAAUCCUA
This is a messenger RNA of Athene cunicularia (burrowing owl), 5055 nucleotides long. It is a transcript of the gene DCDC2, whose product is annotated as doublecortin domain containing 2. The coding region runs from base 107 to 1636 and encodes 509 amino acids. The transcript has 13 exons. Gene Ontology annotation, cellular component: microtubule organizing center; microtubule; axoneme. Gene Ontology annotation, biological process: cilium assembly; intracellular signal transduction; neuron migration. NCBI's taxonomy places the organism in Eukaryota, Metazoa, Chordata, Aves, Strigiformes, Strigidae. The record is from RefSeq and is a predicted model, not a curated record.